Messenger RNA from Armigeres subalbatus, 2476 nucleotides. Its product is annotated as BRD4-interacting chromatin-remodeling complex-associated protein-like. The record is from RefSeq and is a predicted model, not a curated record. The transcript is spliced from 3 exons. NCBI's taxonomy places the organism in Eukaryota, Metazoa, Arthropoda, Insecta, Diptera, Culicidae. Bases 277 to 2268 code for a protein of 663 amino acids.
CAUUGCAACCAGCUCAGUCAGUAUUUGCGCGUCGCCGUCGUCGGAGAAGAACGGGUGGCAAUAGUCCACCUUCGAGUUGUUCAAGAAGACUGUAGGCAGUUUAGAAGUUUUGCAAAGUGAUCGGAUGCGCGAUCGCGGCACAAAGUAGUGAGCGCCAAAGGCGAUUAAAAUCUAGAAUUCAUAUUAGGCAACCAGUCGUGACCGUGGUGUCGUGAAAGUGAUUUUUUAUCGGUGAAAAAUCUUCGUACAAGUUGAUAACUUGUUGACUCAGCAACGAUGAAGCGUCUCCAAUCCCGGCAGAUCGUGUUCUUUGUUCUGCUGCUUCUGGCGGUGACGAUGCCGGUGUUAGUUCCUGGUCAGCAGUAUACCGGCGUAAAAUCUGUAUCGCCAGCGUCGUCAUCGGACAACACAGAAGAAGUAGUCAAGUCAUCAGAGCAGAAGGGUGGAGGAACAAGCUCAGGGAUCUCCGCCCGGUCUAUUGACAAAUUCGAAGCCAACGAGCUGCCCGACGGUGAUAGCAAGAUCAUCAAACUUGAUAUCAAGCAGGUUGAACCUAAAGUCACAUCCGGGUCUAGAGGUGCCCGCAAUUUGGGAUUCUCGGCCGAUGUGUCGUUGAACUCAAUUCCAGGAGGUUUGAACAAUGAGCUGACCAGCGGAGAUUUUAAGAUUCCGGUGACACCACCAUCGGCCGUAGCUAAGGACAGCUAUGGAAACCCAGUAACUCCCUUUGCAGAUGUUGGCACGACAGGACUGGACGCUGCCGGAUUUGUGCAGGACUUCAACAGGGAUACACUGCAGGGAUCGAACAAUAACCAAUACAGUCACUUGGACUUCAAGCUACCCAGCUAUGCUUCUGGAAUCAUCCAACCCGUACAACUUCCUUCGCUUUCUCCUAGCAGUUUUCAUUCACAAAACGACCAAAACCAAUUUGCCCGUCAACCGACUACAACUAACAGAAUUCCAACCACAACACCUUUCCAAUUUGUCCCGAACGCCAAAAUUCCAACUAUAGGCGAUGGACAAAUCCUUUUCGCUCAGAAACCAUUGAACGGUCUUAUUCCUCCGAUAUUUCCUGGAGAAGAACUGCCGGUCUAUAAAGUCGAAGUCGGAACCGAACGAUCGCCAAUUUUUGCAAGAGAUCCAUUCGGUUCACCAACCUUGGAUAAAGGUCUUACACUACCUCAUGCCACUCCUCCAGUGAACUUCAAUCAAGGAUCGCCACAGAAUCCACAAGUCCCUCUUCAGGUGCCUUUAUCGCUGGCACCGCUGCCUCCUCAACAGACGCAAACUCCUCAGCAGCAUCAAUUCCCUCCAUCAUCCCAAUCCCAUCAAGUCCAUCAGCAACCACAGUUCAAACCAACGCAAGCUCCCGUUCAAAAGUUCACCGGAUCAUUCGGAGGUGCACCAGGUUUUCUUGGAAGUCAACAAAACCUGGGAACUGCCUAUACCUCAACUCCUAAACCAGCCCAAUCCACAGCUCCACAAAGUUAUCCAACGCCUCCUCCAACCCAUGUCCUUCCUAGCAUCCAACAAACAUCAACCCCUACCAAGCCUCCCAACAAAUUCACCGGAAGCUUUGGCGGCGCCCCAGGUUUCCUCGGCAACCAGCAAAAUCUAGGCACUGCCUACACCUCUACCCCCAAACCUGCUCAACCUAUCAUCCCACAAACUCCCCCACCAGCACAAACGACUCAUUUCGCACCACCCGUCCACCAAGCUGCGCACCCCACUCAACCCCCUAACAAGUUCACCGGCAGCUUCGGCGGUGCCCCCGGCUUUCUUGGAAAUCAGCAAAAUCUUGGCACAGCCUACAAGCCCACAACGUCCAACCCGUCGACUCCUCAAAGACCCGUCUCGUUCCAACCCGCUCCACCGCAGCCAACAUUCCAGCAACCACAGCAGUUCCCGCAAACACAAGCACCGAGCAUCAUCCGCCCACCAAGCCCCUUCCAACCAUCAACACAACACCAGCAGCAGCAGCCGCACCGCCCCGGUCAGUUUACAGGAAACAAGUUCAGCGGUAGCUUCGGUGGUGCCCCAGGACUGCUCGGUAAUCAGCAAAAACCCGGCACGCACGUGAAACCCGAUGGCACUAUUCUGCCUCCGUCUGGACCGGGACUGGCUGGAUCGAACUUCACUCCAAGCACCACCAUCACCACGGGUAACGUCAUUCAUAGGCCUUCGGUGGCCAGCAGUGGUAGCACUUUCACAGGAAGCUUCGGCGGUCCACCGGGCGUCCUGCGUCCGUUCGAUAAUGUGAAGGGUUAGGUCGAAGGGCGAACAGGCAGGUAGGGCAACCCAGGUUACCGCGAAAGUAUUCGAUUGAGUGACAGUGAUUAUCGAUUAGAUAGAUCCGUAUGACUGUAGAGGUUAAGUUUAAUGAUAAGCAAAUUUUCUCAGAUCACUUACAACAAAACCAUGAAGCAUUUUUCUUAUCGAUACGACUUAUUAAUGAAAUAAAUUAUUUAUGAAUCUA